Peromyscus maniculatus bairdii (prairie deer mouse) is the source of this 1640-nucleotide messenger RNA. Its product is annotated as signal-regulatory protein beta-1-like. NCBI's taxonomy places the organism in Eukaryota, Metazoa, Chordata, Mammalia, Rodentia, Cricetidae. The record is from RefSeq and is a predicted model, not a curated record.
AUCCUCAGGACUAUAGAAGCAGAAAUGCACCCAGGAACUGGUGCUGAUAAGCUAAGCCUAGUCCUGAGCAAUGAUCCCUUGUAAUUAAAAUCAUCUAAAACCUGUCUUUUCUGCUUUCCAAGUACCCACGUGUGUUUGGAGAAAGAAUAUGAAGAGUGACAGAAAGAAAGCUCAUGAAAGUCUUGAAGAAUUUCAGCCUCACUGGUUGGGGUGAUUAAUUGUCAAAUCAGAUCCGGGGAUCUCACCAGCACAGACACUGCCUGCUUCACUCUCACCAUGCUCGACCUGGAUGCUUGGCCCCACAUUCCGCAGAGUAUCCUACUGCUGACCCUACUGCUGGGACUCACAGGAGCAGAUACACGGGAGCUGAAGGUGAUUCAGCCUGAGAAAUCAGUUUCUGUCGCUGCUGGAGACUCAGCCACUCUGAACUGCACUGUGACCUCCCUGCUCCCUGUGGGGCCCAUUCAGUGGUUCAGGGAUACAGGGCAGAGUCGGCACCUAAUAUAUAGUUCCACAGGAGAGAAGUUCCCCAGAGUCACAGAUGUUGCAGAUACUACAAAGAGAAACAACCUGGACUUUUCCAUCCGCAUCAGUAGUGUCAUACCUGCUGAUGCUGGAACCUACUACUGUGUGAAAGUCGUGAGAACAGAAUCUGACAGGGAGAUUCCGUCUGGGGGAGGCACAGUGCUGAAUGUGCUUGCUAAACCGUCUCUUCCUGUGAUGUCGGGCCCUGCAGGAAGAGUUAUUCCUGGGAAGACAGUGAACUUCACAUGUAAGUCCCAUGGCUUCUUUCCUCGAAACAUCACACUUAAGUGGUUCAAAGAUGGAAAUGAGCUCCCUCGCUUCGGAAGUGCUGUAGACCCCAAAGGAGAAAGCGUCUCCUACAGUCUCUCCAGCACAGCCCAGAUAGUGCUGAGCCCUCAAGAUGUCCACUCUCAGAUCAUCUGUGAGGUGUCCCAUGUCACCUUGCAAGGAGGCCCUCUCCGUGGGACUGCCAACUUGUCUGACACCAUCCGAGUUCCACCCACUGUGGAGAUCAGCCAGCACCCAUCAGUGCUAUGGAAGCAGAUAAAUGUCAGCUGCCAGGUGAGUAAGUUCUACCCUUUGAGACUACGACUGAUUUGGUUAGAGAAUGGAAAUAUAUCCCGGACAGAAGAUCCUUCUCCACUCACCGUCAUCAAGGAUGGAACCACCAGCUGGACCAGCUGGCUCCUGGUGAACAGAUGUGCUCAUGAGGAGGACCUGGUACUCAGUUGCCUGGUGGAACAUGAUGGACAACCACCAGUCAUGAAACAUCACACUGUGAUGCCCAGAGCACAUCGCAGUGAGCAAGAACUGAAGACAUCAGACACUGCUGAGGUCCUUGUAGCUGUGCUCCUUGCACCCAAACUUCUACUGGUAAUUGGUGCCAUUGCCAUCUACAUGCACAAGAAGCAGAAGGCCUGACUGUGCUCAGACUACAAGAAGUUGGUGAGAAGCUGUGGAAGAUUGCUCUGAAUGCCUCCCUUACAAGGACAACUCCAUCUUAGAAUUCCCUAUUGUUCUCCUAUAAGCAUUGAUAGCUCACAGUUCUGAUGCUGUUGUUAUCGGAUUCUAUUCUUGGGGUUCUUAAUAUCAUUAAUAAAAUAAUUUAAGAAUGA